Molecule: messenger RNA, 459 nt
Organism: Knipowitschia caucasica
Lineage: Eukaryota; Metazoa; Chordata; Actinopteri; Gobiiformes; Gobiidae
Source: the annotation of a GenBank genome assembly
AUGUCACAACCUGAUAUUAUCACCGAGGAUGUCGUUGAGUCCUCGGACACGUCUACUGAACCAUGUAGGAUUUCUCCAACUUUCAUAAGAGAGUCCUACUUCAUCACCAACGCACUCACCGAAAAACUGUUCAAACUGGCUGGAUCCAAAGACCACCGCAAAGCCAGUCUGAUGGGAGUCCGUCUGCAUCACAGAAUCAAGCAGCAGCUGGAGUUAGAUGAAAACUCUCAGAUGAAGAUGAAGAACUCAGAGAAAAUCGGUAAAACAGCCGCCAAACGUCUCAUGGCGGAUUAUGGAUCGGCAGCCGCAGUCCUGAGGGCGGCUGUGGAGGACGACACAGCUGCAUUUGAAGCAGCUGCAGCGAAACAUAUAAACGCUGAACUGAGAUCCUUCCAGAAGCGUCCCAAGUCUGCCCUGUCACGGCUCUUCUCCAGGAUGAGGAGAGCCUUCACCUUCUAA